Molecule: messenger RNA, 549 nt
Organism: Westerdykella ornata
Lineage: Eukaryota; Fungi; Ascomycota; Dothideomycetes; Pleosporales; Sporormiaceae
Exons: 3
Coding region: 1-549 (182 amino acids)
Source: RefSeq, a predicted model, not a curated record
AUGCGGUCCGCACCUUUUGUCCCCCUACUCUUUGGCCUCAGCGCCUUAGCGGACACGCUUGUAGACAGACAAUUUCCUCACCUCAUCAUUCCAGUCGACAAGCGCGAGCCCGACAGGGUGUUCGGCACACAAUUCAGCGGAAGGAUCGAGCAAGCAGUUCACACCGAGAUCUCUUUCGACGUACCCAGCAACAAUGGAGCCACUCACUGCCGACUCAACUUCUACAUCAACACCGAUCCGAGCAAGAAUGCACCGCGCACCCUCUGGGGCGAAGCCCCUUACCGCUUCAACAUCUCCAGCAUCGAGCACAGAAUGGACAAAGACCGCGAUACCUGGAACAAUCGUCCCAGGAUUACUGGAUAUGUUGGCCAAGUCGAACUCACGCAUAGCGGUUCCGUGACCACUACUGGUUUGCACGUCCCCUGCUGGAAGGGCCAGGUCGCGCAGUAUGUGCUGUAUCCGGAUGAUCCAGACAGGGAUUUUGGCUAUACCUGGUUUGAGCUUGACUAUGACCCGCCUCAUGGUAUCACUUAUGAGAUGUUUGUCUAA